AUGUCCUACAUCGCAGCGGGAGCAACCCCCGGCGGCUCGCAGGCGACGCUACGCGACGGCAACAAGCUCAAGGCGCUGUUCGACGCCAACAAGCCUGCCCUGGGCGGAUGGCAGAUGAUUCCCGGGUCGACGAUUUCGAGGCUCUUGGCGCAGUCGGGCGUGGACUGGGUGGUGGUGGAUUGUGAGCACGGAGGCUUGGAUGACCGGGCAAUGCAUGAGGCUGUUCCUGCUAUUGCGGCUUUGGGAGUGUCUCCUGUUGUUAGAAUUCCAGGCAUGGAGCCUUGGAUGGUGAAGCGUGCUUUGGACACUGGAGCUCACGGCGUCCUUGUCCCCCUACUACGUACCGUCCAAGAGGCCAAGGACCUCGUCCAGGCCUCCAAGUUCCCCCCUUGGGGAAAGCGAGGCUUCGGAUCUCCUUACUCGGCCAAGCAGUUUGGGCGCACCAUUAGCUCUGCCGAUUACCUGGAGCAAGCCAACGAGUCUGUCCUGACCAUGGUCCAGAUCGAGACCAAGGAGGCUCUCGAGGCGGUCGAUGAGAUUGCUGCUGUCGAGGGCAUCGACGUGCUGUUCGUCGGACCCUUUGAUCUGGGAAACAACAUCGGCCACCGCAUCACCGCGGAAGGCAUCCCCCAACAACUCGAAGAAGCCCUCCUCAAGAUCCAAGCUGCCGCCAAAAAGGCCGGCAAGAAGAGCGGCAUCUACACCCUCGACCCGGAGCACGCCAAGACGUGCCGGAAGCAAGGCUUCGACAUGGUGCACAUUGUCACGGAUUACAUGGGCAUCGAAGAGAUUGCGAAGCAGUCUCUCACCGUGGCCAGGAGUUAG
Trichoderma reesei QM6a is the source of this 825-nucleotide messenger RNA. RefSeq lists its product as uncharacterized. Lineage: Eukaryota; Fungi; Ascomycota; Sordariomycetes; Hypocreales; Hypocreaceae. Bases 1 to 825 code for a protein of 274 amino acids. The record is from RefSeq and is a predicted model, not a curated record. The transcript has 5 exons. Gene Ontology annotation, cellular component: cytoplasm. Gene Ontology annotation, molecular function: aldehyde-lyase activity.